This is a messenger RNA of Kockovaella imperatae, 762 nucleotides long. RefSeq lists its product as hypothetical. Gene Ontology annotation, biological process: lipid homeostasis. The transcript is spliced from 2 exons. NCBI's taxonomy places the organism in Eukaryota, Fungi, Basidiomycota, Tremellomycetes, Tremellales, Cuniculitremaceae. Bases 1 to 762 code for a protein of 253 amino acids. Gene Ontology annotation, cellular component: membrane. The record is from RefSeq and is a predicted model, not a curated record.
AUGGACGACCCACCCUCGCCCCGACGCAACCUGCGCGGACAGGUGCUCCGAGUGCUGACGUUCACCCAGAAUUCCUCGGCUCUGGUGUUUUCUGUCUUCCUCGGCGUCCAUCUGGCGUCUCCGCUCAGUGCUGCAAUUGGUGGAUCCUCAUUGGCUGACAAGACAAUGAUGAUUGCGAGGGACUACUACCUACCUUAUGAGCCCUUGCUCGUCUUUGCGCCUAUCGCUGUUCACUUGAGCUCAUCUCUCCUCCGCCGAAUCAUCAUCUCGUCUCAAACUCGUCGACUCCCACCUCUCACGCCUCAUAUCCUUACUGGAUACGCACUGCCAUUCUUUCUGAUCCCUCACAUCCUCUCUCAUCGUAUACAUCCUUCGUCUCCUCAUCCUCCCAUCUCACGUCUCAGUCCCUCCGAAUUGGACUUUGAGUUCGUAGGUUGGAGUCUGAGGAAAUGGCCAGGAUGGAGUGUGAUCUCCUACGGGGGCCUCGUCCUCAUUGCGUGCUGGCACGCAGGCGUAGGCAUGAUGAAGAUCGUCUCUUGGCUGCGAGGUCCAAGAGUCACAGGCGGCACAGACCCAGCGCCUCGACGCAAGAUCUCUGGAGGACGAAAACUUGGACUGAGGGGCAUACUCGGCGUCGUCCUUGGAGUCGUAGGCAUCGGUCUGGUCCGUAUCGCCAGGGAUACGGGUAAAGUCAGUCGAAUCAUGGAGACUAGAUACGAAGCGGUCUAUGCAAGUCUCCCAUGGGGGUCACUGUUGCGUUGA